Perca fluviatilis (European perch) is the source of this 852-nucleotide messenger RNA. Its product is annotated as transmembrane protein 14C-like. NCBI's taxonomy places the organism in Eukaryota, Metazoa, Chordata, Actinopteri, Perciformes, Percidae. The transcript has 5 exons. Bases 250 to 570 code for a protein of 106 amino acids. The record is from RefSeq and is a predicted model, not a curated record. Gene Ontology annotation, biological process: regulation of heme biosynthetic process. Gene Ontology annotation, cellular component: mitochondrial membrane.
AUGGGGCACCACUUUCGUCCUUUGGCACUAUUGAAGAGCGAUAAGUUAUUAACUAACAAAUAGUAUCGGAUUGCCAGACCUAACUCCACAUCGCCGCGGAGUAACUACGAAAUGAUCAACAAUCUUCACAUACUUGUAUUUUGUUGAAUGACAUCGGAAGUGACAUAAUCAUAACGCUAACAUUCGGAAGCUGCUAGGUCCCAAACAGGUGCUAGCUUAAACUUUAAAUUCAGCCUCCAACCUCCUAACAUGGCUGUAGACUGGGUUGGGUUCAGCUAUGCUGCUCUGGUGUCAGCAGGAGGAAUCCUAGGUUACGUGAAAGCAGGCAGCGUCGCCUCCCUGGCUGCAGGACUCUUGUUCGGCCUGCUGGCUGCAGCCGGUGCUUAUCUGGCAUCUCAAAAUUCCAAGAAUGUCUGGCUUUCACUAGGCACCUCGGGAACUCUGGCUGUGGUGAUGGGACUGAGAUUUCUCAACUCAUGGAAGUUCAUGCCAGCUGGUUUAAUGACUUUAGCAAGUGGACUAAUGCUGGUAAAAAUCAUCACUGGAAUGCAGAAGAAACCACAUAAAUGAAAAAAUGAAAAUAUCUAUAUAUACCUUUUCUGUAUGUACACAUUUUUGACAUAAAAAAAAUCUAAUUUGUGCUCCCCACAUACUCUUCAUUCACAAACAUUCCCUUUAUGUGGUUUUCUAAUACAAUCUGGUUCUGUAUAAAAAAUGUGAUAUAAAUAUCUUUUUUAGAGGAAAGGGUACAAGAAAAUAAAGUACAUUUGUUAGAGUUACAGUUAGGUGAUGUUAGCUUGUAAAUGUAUCUGCUGCUGUAAAACAAUAAAUGUACCCACUUUGAUAAAGAAA